AGGAGGAUCAGAAAGAUAUUCGAGCAGAGGUGGUCGUGGUGAACACUCAAACAGUUAUAAAAGACCUCGUGAUUCUUAUUCCGCAAGGGACGACCAUCGAUCGUCUAGUGAUUCAACGCGGAAAAGAAUGAGAACUGAUUCUUAUCAGCGACGCGAGCCAACGGCUUCUCGAACGCUCAUUCUUUUUGCGUUGGAGCGCUACCGCUGUGGAACACUACGAAAACGUCAAAUAAUUGAAAGAUGAAACAUAUACCUAGAUGACAUUUAUAAUGUCUAUUACUAAGAGCACAUGGUCGCAUUAAAGUUUGAGAACUGUUUGAAAAGCCAACCAACGAUCGAACGGAAUAGAUACGUGCAUAUACACGUGUAUACACGUAUAUACGCAUGAAGCGAGGUACCGUCACAUUAUUCCCCGUGAUAUGGCGAUAAUAAGAGCAACCAAGUUAACUCACUGCGCAAUGAGAUUAUAGAGAAAUUGUUGAGGGAAAAAAAACCGUACAGUACGUACGAGACAUGGGAUGUUCACAGAUAUGCCAGAUCACACAAUCACCGUGCGAACAGAUGCGAACAGGUUGUCUAAAUUAUAUCGAGAGCUCUAAGUGACGAAAACAACGAGUUUCGAAAGUCCAUUACGUAGCUUUUAUUUCCAAUCGUAUAGGACGCGUGCGUCCUUUAUCGACUUCGUGUUAAAAAAAAAAGCGGCAAGGAGAAAUUAGAAAGGAGUUAACGUUUAGUACGUAUAUGCGUAUCUCUACCUGAUGGUGUGAAAAAUACUUGGAAGGCAUAAUGCAUGCGGGUAAAUGUGGAUGAAACACUUGGAUCUGACGAUGCACAUACGUAUAUGUAUACGUAUACAUGCAUGUAUAGAUACCCGGAAAUACCUCAUCUCAUUAUUCCCAGACAGGCAAGCAAAAUGAAAAAAGUACGAGUGAUCACGUGAAUAGCUACUGCUUCAUUAUUUUCGUUCAAUUAUCCCUUCGUGUGUACUCUCACGUACACGAGAAGUCUAAUGAAUCGCAGAAGAAUUUCUUGCACGUAAUGAUACGAUUAUACGUACCUAAUGAGAGGUGUGUAACUUGAGAGUUGGAGAGGUUUAUGGAGGUUUGUUGAGAGCAUAAUUGUAUCUUCUUGAAAGUGGCAAUAUCCAGUUUAUUAGCUCGAGGGAAGCGAACGUUGAUUCUCGCUACUACUAUUCCCGAGAUCAGAAAUGUUGCGAAGCGAUGUUAGCGAUUACGCGAAGUCACAUAAUAGAAGGCAACAAACAGGUAUGUAGGGGGCUUUUGAUAUUUAGGAGAGAAAGCGGAAUAAAGUUACACGUAGGUGAUCCGGAUCUGGGAAUGGGUGUAGUUAUUGUCAGUCGCCAUGAGAGACGUUGGUCUAUGUCGGGCGCUAAACGAUUAUAGCACGCAAGUACGGGAAUCGAAUAACGGAAAACAGAAUUUAUGAAAAGAUAGAAAUCAGUUGUAUAAUCGUACCGGCAGUCACGCUGUUAGUCGAACAGUCAGUUCUUUUAAUCGGUUAAUUGAGCAGUUGGUCACAUUAGUUGCUUAGUCAAUGUUAGUCGGUCAGAGUAAGUCUCGGAGUAGCCUGUGUUGGGAGCAAUAGUAGUCGAGAGUUAAACGUGAACGCAUUACGUAUACCCGUAGAAACAACCAGAAUGGAUGGAUGAUAGGAGUGGGCAUAAAAAAAGAGGGGAAAGAAGGAUAAUUGUUGAUCUACUUACACACACAUACCUAAAUACGUAAAUACGUAAAUGUAUAUACGUGCGUAGAAUAAAAUAAUAUAAUAAGAAGGAAGAGCAGGCAGGAAUCACGAAACAAAAAAAAAUAAAAAGAGAAAUACAUGGAAGGAGCACAAUUGAAUUUGAUUUGGCAGGGUGGAGGUAGCGGUAGCGGAUCACAAAGGUAUUCAUCGUACGGUGGCUCAUCCACAUCGGCACCUUAUGACGAUAAUAAGGGCUCGUCGUCGUCCGCAGUGUACGAGGACAAGAGACAGAGCGAACGUGCGUCAUCGUAUCACCGCUCUGAGGACCGUCAUUCCGCAUCUCGGAGCUAUGCACCUCCGCCACCCCCUCGGAUUAGCGAGAUGGCACCGCCCCCGACUCAAAGAUACACCUCGAGUCGGGGAAGAAUAUCGCACCAGAGCUCAAAUUAUAGAGGUCGCAUCUCGACCCGCGGCAGCAGCGGCAGAGGGGGUGGAUUCCAUCGGGUGAGCUCUCGAUCGGACGUCCUCAUGGUGGCUCGCAAGCGUACCCUGCACUCGCUCGACUAUCGCCGAAAGCUGCUAGGCUCACGCUCGCGAGACUACAUCCAGCGUAUGCGCAUGACUACUACGAAACUACGUAGGAGUAGCGGUACUACUAGGCUCACCGGGAGUAAAAAGGACUCAGGAUCGGGAACCAGCGUAAAGGACAAGGAUAGAGAGAUGGCCAAAGCCAUAAAUGCCGAAUUUUCUGACGACGACGAGGAUGAAGACGAUGAUAAUAAGAGUAACUGGGACGACGAAGAAAAGCCUCACGAACACGAUGACGAGGAGGAGGUAGAGGAGGAAGAAGAGAAAAAAAAUAAAGAGGAUAAGCGCAAGAAAGAGAAACAGGAUAGGGAGAGGCAACAUACCGAAGAUGAGGAAGAAAAGGACGAUGAUUUGAAGGAAGAAGACGAUCAGAAGCGAGAUGAAGACGAAGACGAAGGUGAUGAUGAUGAGGAGAGAGAUGAGAACGACAAGGUGGAACGCGAUAGAGCCAUAAGUUCCGAAGAGUUACCGAGCAGACGGGAUGGUAGAAAAUUCAUCAAAUUAAAAUGCCCACAUUGCGCCCAUCACAGCGUAACAUUUAAAGAAUAUUCGCUGCACCUGUUUUCCGGUCGUCAUAGCGCAGCUAUGAGACGUAUCGCGUCGCGACACAAGGCAACUCUUACGCGCAUGAGAGUUCUGCAACGGCAAGAACAACGACGCGUCGAAGCUCGUGAUGCAGCUCGCGGUACACUACCUUCACGUACUAUGUUCUGCGCAAUUUGCAAGUUGAAUUACCGUUCUCUGAAAGCCGCUCAUCAAUUAUCCGAAUCGCAUCGUCAGAUGAAGCGAUUUCUAACCCCAUUUUGUCGGGUGUGUCGCAUUCAAUUUCGUUCACCGAUGUUAUUUGAGACACAUAUGUGUUCUUUGGAUCACAUCAAGAGAAAAAGCGCGUUGAAGGAGAGAAUGAACGCUAGUGGGAGCGGUGAGGCAGAAGCAGACUCCAGCGCGCCCGAGGAAGAUGACAAGGAAGUCAAUCUCGAUAAUUUCAUGACUUUAGACUCUGUAGGUGACGUCGACGUAGAAGACGAAGGAUCCAAUGAUAAAAAGAAAGAUAAAGUCGAAGGCGAGACUACGAGUGAGGCAGAGAAGAAGUCAAAGGGGAAACAAAUGAUCAAGGUUGGUGCGGAGUAUAUAAAACGCGUGGAAGUGCAAUAUUGUGAAUUGUGCAAAAUCUACUUGCCACGCAGCGAAAAUACAGAAAGAGCGGUCGCUCUUCAUUGCUCUACUCGCAGCCAUCUGAAACGAUACGUUAGGGAUAAUGAUGACAAGGCAUUGAGACGUCAAGCGGAACGAAUACACUUGCAAUCGUCGUCAUCAUCAUCGUCAGCGAAUGUGAAUUCUAAUAAUUCGGCCGUCAUUAAUUCGUCGGAAACUGUGAAAACAUCUCCUGUCAAUUCCGAGCCGCAAGCGUCUGCGAGCACUACGCUCCCUGCAGCCACGAUCGAUAACAACGGCACACGUGGUUCAGAAUACGCGAAAAUCGAGGAACAGAAAUCAAAUGGUUCAGAAUCGGAGAAAAAUAUGAAGGAAAGUAAGAGUAAUCAGGGCGAUGAGGAUGACGAUGAUGAUUACCGCACUCACGGUGUCGAUAAAUCCACGUGGGAUGAUGUUGACAAAGAUUUGGGCGAUAUUCUGAGGGAAAACGAAGCAGCGGCAUCGAAAUCAAGCGAUGACGAAGAGUCGCGUUACGACCGUUUUCGUAAUUCGGAGAAGAAACAGCAAUCUGGCAAAGAAAAGGAAAAUGACAAGAGCGAAGUACUUGAAGAGAAAGCCGCUAAUAAUAAGAUUAAAGAGUUAAAAGUCAAACUCGAGAAGACAGAUAUAUAAUACAUUCAGAAAAUGACCACGUCUCAAAGUAUGUCACGAGUUCGGUCAAUUCUAUUAUUUCUCUCCUCGUUUCACUGAUAGCUUUCUUUUUCUCAGAAAACAAUAAAAAAUCUUCGCAGUUUUUCCAAUCGCAGUAGUCAUUUAAAGAAAUAAUUACAAGAAUUAUGCAAAUAUGAGCUACAAGCACAUCACGAUAUUCAUGUCUAUAUCUUAGUCAAGAAUAACGACAUUGUGUAAUGUAGUGCUGUAAGCUUCGUGAAUUUUGCAGAUCCAAUCUUGUGUAAUUUCAAUCGUAUAAUCAACGUUACAAUGUAUAAGCGGGUUCUAAUUGAGAUGAGAAAAUAGUAUACAAUUUUUAAAUUACAAUAUACGAGUUAUCAAAUUCGAUUAUUAAAAACUCUAUUAUCGAGUUAUAUGAGUUAUCAAAUCAAAUAUAGAAAUAUUAAUCUUCCUUCUGCGUUCUGCGUUACGUAUUCGCAAUGAUGUGCGCGAGUCAACUGACAGUUUGAUUCUCGUAAAUAUGUAGUUUAAUGUUGAUUAAAGCAUACGUAAAGGAAUUCGAUAUUUCCUACUGCGAAUCUCGCUUAGUUUCUUGAAAAAUCUGUUUUUCCAACAAAAUUUACACACUCCUAUGUUAAUAUGAACAAGUCGCUCGCUAUUAAUGAUAUGAAUUAAUUUUUCGGAGUAUAUUAACAUACAUGUAUAUGUAUAUGUAUAUACAUACAAAAUGUUUGAUGCAAAGUAUACAAAACUACGAAUGUAGAAUAUGUUAACCUGAGCACAAGAAACCUAGCUUCAUUUUGCCAUGCGGCAUUUUGCAAACAAACACGUAAAAUUACGAGAUAUUGGUGAAAAAAGAUUGACGAGUCAGACCAACUAGGUGACUGCGAUUGUUUCUUAGAAACAUGCGUACAACACGUUCGUCAUAUGUCGAAAAGCAAUAAUCCUCGUGUCGUACAUAUACAUAUUGCUUUAAUUUUUAAGCCGUAAUAAAUUGACCAACUACAGUUGAUUAAAAAUAACUGUGGUUGGUCAACUUCUUAAGGCUUAGGAAUUAAAGCAAGGUUGUGGACAAAAAGGUACUUCUCUUCAACUGCCAACAGAUAUCCAUGUUAGGAGACAACAAUAACGUUUCCGGCAUUUUUUAUAAAGUCUUGCACUUAUAAAGCCCUCUGUAACAUCGCGCGCUUUGAUUACUAUAACCAAUCUUCUUCUUUUAAUAUCUCGAAAUUUCACACAUGGUUGUUUGCAAAACGCCAAGUUUUUACGCUUGGUUUUGUAUAUUUUACGUCAGCACCCUAUAUAUACAUAUAUGUAUAUAAAUAUAUAUAUUCACAUUUAUAUAUACAUACAUAUUAGUUAAAAUGGGAGCAUAUGUUUGAUACAUCUCAAAGAAAGCCUGUUAGAUUUUUGUUGACAUCGAAACAUUUGUCAUUGUCGAAAAACUGAGUGUAUUUAAACGAAAUAAAUUACGUCGUAUAAUUAA
This is a messenger RNA of Odontomachus brunneus, 5605 nucleotides long. RefSeq names its product protein split ends-like. The record is from RefSeq and is a predicted model, not a curated record. The transcript is spliced from 9 exons. Gene Ontology annotation, cellular component: nucleus. Lineage: Eukaryota; Metazoa; Arthropoda; Insecta; Hymenoptera; Formicidae. Bases 1843 to 4119 code for a protein of 758 amino acids.